GCCAAACGCCGUUUCGCAUUUUUAGACUUCUGUGUCACUGAACACUAGUAUUCCCGCUGUCUUGGGGGUAUACAACAUGGCGGAGGAAGAAAUUUACCUCGAUAGUUGGGAAGAACAGGCUGAUAGUGGUAUUCUGGACAAGCGGUUAGAGGAAAUGUCCAUUGAUAUACAGGCUAAAGAAACAGAAAGAAAGAAGCAAAUACAGAGUCUUAGCUCAGCUGCCACAAAUGUGUUAGUUGAUGAAAGUGGAAAGACGCAAUACCAACCUCAAGUUAGGAUUCUUCAAAGAGAGCCCAAGACCUCCUCCAGUCCAACCAAAAAUCAUAAAAAUAAUCUAAGCUCUGCCAAUAGCACAGGAUCUUCCAAACACAGUAAGUCAUUACAGCAGAGGGAAGCAGAGUACGCCCAGGCUAGACUUAGAAUAUUUGGCUCGUUGCCACCUGAAGAUGACAGUGUUAGUAUAGAGAAUUCAGCUGGACAAGAGGAUAUAACUACUGAGAAACAAUGCUCACCACAGAUCAUUAAACCUGAUAACUCAUUUCCCAGAGUGUCAGUCAUCAGACAACCCAAAGGACCUGAUGGGACUACAGGUUUUAACAAGCCAGACUUAACCUAGCAUCAGUAGCCUCUAUUCUAGAUUGACUUUGUUAUCCCUGUGUUUGAAAACAAAAAUCUAUAUGUCUACAUAAAUAUUUAUGGUGAGUGAAAUGGCUAGUAAAAAAGCAUUGAUCAUUUCUUAUACAUUAAUAUUCAUCCAUCCCCAAUCAGUUCAGCUCUUCUGCCAAAGUAAAUGUUUUUGUUUAUGGAAUGAAAUACUUAAAACUAAUUUCAAUUCAUUGACCCAUCAGCCUUGAUAAAUUAAUGCUUGAAUUGAUUCUUUUAGAAAUUUUGUAAUGUUUGAAUGCUUUUUUGAAAACGCUAUGUUUGUUUGUCAUCAGUGAAAAUAUUUUUUAAGUUGACUAGAUUUUUUUAAAGCAUAAUAAAUUUUUUUUUACCAAGAGAUGUGAAAUGAUAUCACUUGAUUGAUAAUCUUUUAGCAGUGUAGGUUAAAUUUACCAUGUUAAAUUUUGAAUUUCAGUGAGUUUUUUUUUUUUGGCUUAAUUCUUAAAAAAUAAAAAAAAAGAAAUGAGUUACUGUGAUUCCUGAUAAUGGUCAGAAAAGUUUUUUGAAGAUACUAGUUGCAAUCUAUUUUAGAGUUGCAUGCUUUUUUUUUUUAAUUUAGGCUGUAAAUAUAGAGUGGUGUCUCAUAGAAGGUUUGUGAAUGCUUUAUUUAUGACUAAAAUUAACUGACUUGAAAUGAUUGAUAGUAAAGUUUUUAUUUCCAUGCAUUUUUAAUGCAAACUUGAAAGAAGAUCUAGUCCUGUCAUAUUGAUAUACUCAGUCGCUUCUCUAUUUUUCAUCUCUACUCUGUAUAUAGGUCAGCAGUAAAUUGUUCCACUGUUGUAUCCCUGAUUAAAUUUUUGUUUAGCGACCCCAAGGAUUAUUGUCUUUAAUGUUAUUGAAAUUUGUGAUCCACUGAAAACUCUUGACACAAUUUCUAUGUCUUAUCUUCAAGAAAACAAAAUUUUACUUUCUAAGGGACAUUCUCUUUAUACAAACUGCAUUCAAUAUAUGUUUCUGAACUGAGUAAUACAGUUUGUUAUAAAGCUAUUAUUAUUACCACAUUGUUUCUCUCAAUGAAUUGCCUUUUUCUGUGUUCUUUUGGGAAGCAUGGCGAUUCCGUUGCAUCUCUCCAGCAGACCCAAACUUGGACAGCUCCAAUUAGUCAUCUAUCAUCACUAUUCAAAACUUUGAACCAGUAUUUCUUACUUUUAUCCUGUUUUACAAAAUUUAUAAUGCUGAGUUUUGAGAGGUCUUAAAAUAAAAGCUAAAAUCUUCGAAACAGAAAAAAAAGUAAAGCAAAACAUUUUUACAUAUUGUUAAAUUGCGUUGACAAAUGUUUCACUAAAAAUCACUUUUAGAGUUAUAUUAAAUUUUACUCCAAUUAAAAAUACAACAAAUUUUGUUACCAUCUUUAAUUACAAAUAAGAGUUCUCGUACUGUCAUUUAAACUAGUAGAGCAAAUCAUAUAAUCCUGACACUUUUGGAACCAUCUUGAUAGCCUCUUUGAUCUCUUGCACCUAAUCAUUACUUUUUCUAAAUCUGCACUGGGGCCAAAUCAACAAGCUAUUUUGCCAAUUUUACUUCCUGUUAAUAAAAAAUUGUGUCUCCUAGGAGUAAUUCGGUGUCUAUCCUCUCAGAUUGCCAGAAAGUAUUGAAACCAAAACCUGAAAGAGUUUUGAUGCACUUAAUAGCAUCAUGCUGAAUGUUUUUAUGGAAGACAUGAUAGAUCUAACUUAGAGUAGGAUUCUGAAAUCUAGAAAUCGGAAACAAAAAAAUUCAUUUAAUCUAAAAAUGAAGACCAUAGACUUAAUGCUUAGACUGAAUAUAAUAAGAUCUAGAGUAAACUUAACUGAUCUAAUGUAAAUUUUAAUGUAAGGCGUCCAAAAAAUUCCUGUUUUAUUUCAAUAUACGUUUAGACCUCUUUUAACUGAAUUGGAAAACAGUGUGGAGCCUUGAAAUUAAUGUAGCCAUAGAGGUUAAUUUGUAAGCCAAAUAACAUACUCAUAAACGGAAAGCUAGACAUAAGAAAACUGCUCUUACUGUACUGAUGGACAACGAAAGGAAGUAAGAUGAUCUGGAAAUGUUCCAAAAUGAGCCAGCUCAUUAAAAAAAAAAAAAAAAAAAAGAUGCAGUGUGAACUAUACAGAGGUUUCAUUGAUAAUACCAGUUUCUCUUAAACAAUAUGCUCACUUACAAAGCUCAUUCUAAAAUAUUGCUACCUAUGUUUUAUUGGAGUUUUUUUUAACUACUCUUCCCAAAAAGUAAUUAGAUCUAAGAGAUAUUCAUUUAAAAAUAGUUUCCAAUUGUGUGGAUUAAAAUUUCAUUUCUUGUUUUUAGUAAGAUUCUUUGAUUGAAAAUUUAACCUGUUUUUGUUUUUUUAAUGGCGCCUUAAAAUUAGAUAUGGUAUUAGGCUAGUCUCAAAAAUUCAAACCAAACAUUAUUAUUAAUUAAUAAGUAAAAUUAGCGUAGCUUACUCUUGGUCUAAGUGUGUCAGCUUACUCUUGGUCUAAGUGUGUCAGCUUACUCUUGGUCUGAGUGUUACUUAAGGUAUACAAAUAUUUUAUUUUUUUUAAGAUCUAAAUCGUGUGUAUAACUUUGAAUUGUUUUUUGUUCCAAUUCAAAUUAGAGCAAGUGUGA
Molecule: messenger RNA, 3240 nt
Organism: Biomphalaria glabrata
Lineage: Eukaryota; Metazoa; Mollusca; Gastropoda; Planorbidae
Product: SUZ domain-containing protein 1-like
Exons: 5
Coding region: 77-616 (179 amino acids)
Source: RefSeq, a predicted model, not a curated record